Messenger RNA from Seminavis robusta, 1656 nucleotides. The record is from the annotation of a GenBank genome assembly. NCBI's taxonomy places the organism in Eukaryota, Bacillariophyta, Bacillariophyceae, Naviculales, Naviculaceae.
AUGGACGGAUACGGCAACUACGAUCCGAAUUACUACCCCAACGAUGGCGAAGAUCCAUUGCCAGCCGACGCCCCGACAGGAGGAGGAGGCAACGAUCCCAACGAUGACUUUGAUCCUUUCGAAUUGCUUCAGUCCCCCUUAUUCGAUAACAACAAAGGGGGUCACAGUCGCGCGGCCAGUACCGUUGAUGUAGAAGACGAUGGUGGUGAAGGGAAUGACUAUGGUUACUCGUCACAGCAAAAACAACAACAGCAGCAGCAACAAGGCAUGCCUCCCGCCGCGGCGGUAACACCCGGAUCGUCUGCGUCGUCUGCUUCCUCCCCCCCUUUUUCGGGGGUUCCCCAAAAUAACUAUGGCGCGCAGGCGUCGUCGCUAGGAAGUGGAAUGAACCCAGGUUACCAAUUUGGGGGUGGCGGCGGCGGUAUGGGACAAGGACAGCAGCAGCAGGCGCCCAUGGGCAACUUGUCGAAUCAGGGAGGAAUGGAUGGCAGUGGUCGUCGUUCGGCGGGAGGAGGAGGAGGAGGCAUGUCGCCAAACAUGUCCGCCAUGAACGGUGGAAUGGCGGCGAUGAACAUGAAUGGAAUGAACCCAAUGGGAGCAGGAGGCAACGCCAAUUUUGCAGGUAUGCAAGGAAACAACAUGCCGCAGCAGAUGCAAGGAAUGAACAACAUGAAUGCAGCAGCUCUACGGCAAAUGUCGCAGAUGCAAGGAAUGAACAUGCAACAAGCCAUGCAGCAGCAAAAUAUGAUGCAAGGAAACCCCAUGCAACAGCAAGCAGCAGCCAAUGGAAUGAUGGGAAACCCAAUGCAAGCAGCUGCCAUGAUGAAUGCCAUGCAGCCAAGAAUGGGAGGAGCUGGUCAGUUCAACAAUCCCAACAUGCAAGGGCAAAUGGCCAUGCAAAACAUGGGCAUGAACGGAAUGCAAGUUGGGCGCAAUGGAUCUCUCAAUACGGCUCUUCAAAGUAUGAAUCCCGGUCAGCAAGGCGGCGGUGGUCCUGCUGCCUUUCAUCAGUCCAUGUCGGCGAUUCAAGGACCCUCUUUCCAGGGUGGUGGUGGUGGCGUAGGAGUCAACAUGGACCGAGCGGGAUCCCUGCCGACAUCACCCAAUCCCACGCCCUCGGUGGCACAGCUGAGUGCAUCGGUCCAAAUGCGAAACUCAUCGUCGCGGUCGGGCGGAAGAGUCAGAGGACCCACGCCCAAAGUCGACGCCAAUGGCAAAAUCAUUGCCAACACACCCUCGGAUCCAGGAAUCAACGAAGCCAUGGAGAAACUAUGCGAAAGCAUGAGACGAUCCGCCAUGAGUCGGAACCUCGUCAAACAGCUAUCGGGACGAUCCGUACAACGGCAAGGCUCUUCGCGAACACUGUCGAGAUCCAAUUCAUCGGGUACGGGCAUGCGAAAACAUCUGGCGAGCCACGGACGAUCCAUGUCAGGGAACCUUGGAGGAAUGGGGGGUGAUGGAAGUGGCCGUGAUACACCGACUCGGACCGUUCCUAUUCGACGACUGUCCGGGGCCAAACAUCGACUCAUAGGACGAGCGGCGCCCGGAAACAGAGGCGCAUUUCGUCAAAAUUCCAUGGGUUCUCAAGGAAGUGUGGGCGGCAAUGGAGCCAGGACGUUCCUGCAGCUAGAUGAUCAAUCGCUGGGUGCUCUGUAA